UCAAAUCCCUUAAAGAACGAAGCACGGACGGCAGGACGAAGACGGCACUGUCCUGCAUAGAAAAAUAAAAAAAUAUCUAUCUGUCCUGUCAGGUCCGGCUCGGCGUGUCGGAGAUUUUAAUAAAGUUAUAUUGGAUUUUAUUAAACCUCUAACCAAUUUUUUAGAAUCCAGUCAUGUUUCGAAUAACACAAAAAAAUGUAUUCAAAAACAUUUCAACUAUAAUAAAGCAAAAUUUAAAAUGUAUGUCGAAUUACGAAAAAUAUGCCGACCACAUAGAUUUGACUAAAAUCAGAAACAUUGGAAUCUCUGCUCACAUUGACUCCGGUAAAACAACACUAACGGAACGGAUUCUUUAUUAUACAGGUCGAAUAGAAACGAUGCAUGAAGUCAAGGGAAAAGACAAUGUAGGAGCUACAAUGGAUUCUAUGGAAUUGGAAAGGCAAAGGGGCAUUACUAUUCAGUCCGCUGCUACGUACACGUUGUGGAAGAAUCAUAAUAUAAAUAUUAUAGAUACACCUGGUCAUGUUGAUUUUACUGUUGAGGUUGAGAGAGCUUUAAGGGUUCUAGAUGGGGCAAUUUUGGUUUUAUGCGCAGUUGGGGGAGUCCAAAGCCAGUCUUUAACAGUAAAUCGCCAGAUGAAGAGAUACAAUGUACCAUGUUUAGCUUUUAUUAACAAAUUAGAUCGCUUAGGGGCCAAUCCUGUUCGAGUUCUUUCACAAUUGAGGUCAAAAAUGAACCAUCAUGCAGCUUUUGUACAGCUUCCUAUAGGCGUCGAAUCGAAUUGCAAGGGUGUCAUUGAUUUGAUAGGCCAAAAAUCAAUUUAUUUUGAUGGCGAUUUUGGAGACCAAAUUCGUUACGAUGAAAUUCCUAAAGAUAUGAAGACAGAAAGUGAUGAAAGGAGACACGAGCUCAUUGAACAUUUAUCCAAUUGUGAUGAUCUUUUUGGUGAAUUGUACUUGGAAGAAAAACCAUUUACUGAUUCUGAUAUUAAAGCUGCGAUACGCAGAUCCUGUCUCAAAAGGGCCUUCACACCAGUAUUUGUAGGAACUGCUUUAAAAAAUAAAGGAGUACAGCCACUGUUGGAUGGAGUGUUGGAAUAUUUACCAAAUCCAGGAGAAGUUAGUAAUUAUGCUUUGAAAGAAAGGGAGGGAGAGGAGCCUCAGAAAGUAUAUUUGGAUCCAGCUAGAAAUGGUAAUAACCCCUUUAUUUCGUUGGCAUUUAAGCUAGAAGCUGGUCGAUUUGGUCAGUUAACUUAUAUGAGAUGUUAUCAAGGGAUGCUGCAAAAAGGAGACAGCAUCUACAAUAUGCGUACACAAAGAAAAGUAAGAGUCGCCCGUUUGAUACGCUUGCAUUCCAACAAUAUGGAAGACGUGAACGAAGUGUAUGCCGGUGACAUUUUCGCACUAUUCGGCGUAGAUUGCGCCAGCGGAGACACUUUCGUAACCGAUCCCAAGCUGGAUCUGUCGUUAGAAUCGAUAUUUGUUCCUGAUCCGGUAGUUUCUAUGGCCAUUAGUCCGACGAACUCUAAGGAUAGAGAUAAUUUUUCGAAAGCGGUAGCCAGGUUUACGAAAGAAGAUCCCACUUUUCAUUUUUUCUUUGACGAUGACAGCAAGGAGACGAUCGUGUCCGGUAUGGGUGAAUUACAUUUAGAAAUCUACGCUCAGAGAAUGGAACGGGAAUAUAACUGUCCGGUGACAUUAGGUAAACCGAAAGUAGCCUUUAGAGAAACCCUAGUGGCGCCCUGCGAAUUCGACUACCUGCACAAAAAACAAUCAGGCGGUCAAGGUCAGUACGCCAGAGUUAUCGGCAUUCUGGAACCCUUGCCGUCCAACAAAAACACUGUGCUGGAAUUCGUCGACGAAACCGUCGGUACCAAUAUUCCCAAACAGUUCGUUCCCGGCGUCAAGAGAGGGUACCUGUCGAUGGCUCAAAAGGGGCUAUUGGCAGGUCAAAAACUGUCCGGUCUCAGAUUCAGAUUGCAAGAUGGUGCUCACCAUAUGGUCGAUUCCAGUGAGCUUUCAUUUUUCUUGGCCACACAAGGAGCUAUAAAGCAAACUUUCGAAACCGGCGCUUGGCAGAUUCUGGAGCCCAUCAUGGCCGUAGAAGUCACCGCUCCGGACGAAUUCCAAGGUGCCGUAAUGGCGCAGCUGAACAAACGCCAAGGCAUCGUUACCGCAACCGAAGGAACGGAAGGUUGGUUCACAGUCUACGCCGAGGUACCACUCAACGAAAUGUUCGGUUACGCCGGCGAACUGAGAUCUAGCACGCAGGGUAAAGGGGAAUUUACGAUGGAGUACAGCCGGUAUUCCCCUACGUUGCCCGGCAUCCAGGAAAAACUCAUUUUGGAGUACGAGAAAUCCAUGGGUUUGGCGCCGGAAAAGGAUAAGAAAAAGAGGAAAAAUUGAGCAGUGUUGUAAAUAGGUGAAAUAAUUUAUUAUGAAAAAUAGGAUAAUAAACAUUUUUAUUUCGUCCAAUGAAGUAUACUAUAGGAUCAAAAUAGUUAUGGCUAUCUGUCAAGUAAAUUGAUGGUUAUGAUGAAAACAAUGUAGUAUGAGUUCAAAUAAUCGAUUGUAAAAAAACUCUUUUAUAAAAAGAAUCUGGUAAAAAACAUCUAUUGUAAAAAGAAGCGAUAGUAAACAAGAAAAUGAAUGAUAGCAAAAUUAUAUAAAAAUAUAGACCUUUGCCAUAAAAACUGCUAUCAUGCAUUUUCAAAUAAACUAUGAAUAAGGAAUUGACUACAUUAUAAAAUAUGUUACUUUUCUGAUUUUUUUUAAUUAAAUCCUUGUUUACAGAAAAUCCACUUUACUUGUUUUAGGAACACUUACUGACAAUUGACAUGACAGCUGAUUACUUAUUAUAUUUUCAUUGGAUGGAUGUAUUUUAUUUGUACAUAUUUAAAAUCAUGUGAUACAUAACUAAACUUUUUAAUAAACGUUUGUUUUGUUAUACUUAA
Messenger RNA from Psylliodes chrysocephalus, 2953 nucleotides. Lineage: Eukaryota; Metazoa; Arthropoda; Insecta; Coleoptera; Chrysomelidae. The record is from the annotation of a GenBank genome assembly.